Messenger RNA from Nyctereutes procyonoides (raccoon dog), 2424 nucleotides. RefSeq names its product prodynorphin (gene PDYN). NCBI's taxonomy places the organism in Eukaryota, Metazoa, Chordata, Mammalia, Carnivora, Canidae. The coding region runs from base 221 to 991 and encodes 256 amino acids. The record is from RefSeq and is a predicted model, not a curated record. Gene Ontology annotation, molecular function: opioid receptor binding. The transcript is spliced from 4 exons. Gene Ontology annotation, biological process: neuropeptide signaling pathway; sensory perception; chemical synaptic transmission. Gene Ontology annotation, cellular component: dendrite; neuronal cell body; axon terminus.
GGGCUUUGGUGGUGCUCACGGCCGCCUCUUUGGCACCUCCUUCGGAGCCCGAGUCUGGGAGACCCCUGAGUCUUGAGCCAGCCACCUGCCACCACCCUACGACCUGCUCAACCAGAAGCUGCCCGGGGACAAAGCAGGGCACAGGUCAUUUAUCUCCAGGCUUUGAGAUCUGCGUGGGGGAGCUGUUGCAGCAGCCGAAGGCAGGAAGUGCUGAGCCAGCAUGGUGUGGCAGGGGCUGCUGCUGGCCGCCUGCCUCCUUGUGCUCCCCUCUGCCACAGCGGACUGCCUGUCCCAGUGCUCCUUGUGUGCUGUGAAGACCCAGGAUGGGCCCAAGCCCAUCGAGCCCCUGAUCUGUUCCCUGGAAUGCCAGGCUGCUCUGCUGCCUGCUGAGGAGUGGGAGAGAUGCCAGAGCCUUCUCUCUUUCUUCACCCCCUUCACCUUUGGGCUCAACGGCAAAGAAGACUGGGAGACCAAGGCCGCUUUGGAGGAGCCCUAUAGUGAGCUGGUUAAGCGCCCUGAGCCCUUCCCGAAGGAGCUUGAGAAAAACAGGUUUUUGCUCAGCACCCCAACAGAAGAGAAUGCACUGAGCAGGAGCCUGGCGGAGAAGCUCCGGGGUCUCUCUGGCAGGUUGGGGGAGGGAGGGGAGUCUGAGCUGAUGGGGGACACUCAGCUAAAUGAUGAUGCCAUGGAGGCUGGGGCAUUGGAUUCCAAUGAGGAGGACCCUAAGGAGCAGGUCAAACGCUAUGGGGGCUUCUUGCGCAAAUACCCCAAGAGAAGCUCAGAGGUGGCUGGGGAGGGGAAUGGGGAUGGGGAUGCGGUGGGUCACGAGGACCUGUACAAACGCUAUGGGGGCUUCUUGAGGCGCAUCCGUCCCAAGCUCAAAUGGGACAACCAGAAACGCUAUGGAGGUUUUCUCCGGCGCCAGUUCAAGGUGGUAACUCGGUCUCAGGAAGACCCUAAUGCCUACUCUGGAGAGCUUCUUGACGGGUAAACUCUUCCCCAUUGUGGAGUUGAGUCAGGAGCUUCCCCUGACCCCCUCCCAAACUGGAGUUCCCUCAUUCAUCCUGCCGUAUAUCUCCGUCCCCAUGUUGAAUUCAGGCUUGUGUGCAAAGCACCUAAACCCAGCCUGCCUCUUUUAUGCCUGGGGCACAGUGUUUGUCUGGGGUCAGUGAGGAAAAAGGAUGGAGGUUCACCACCUCUCUAGUAGUCUCAGUGCUUGGCUCCAACUCUAGACCUUUGAAACUCUGGCCAACAGCAGCUUUUGCUAUGAACUCCCCCCCCCAUUAAUGUGACUCCCCAGUUUCAGGAAUCUAGACUGACUUGUUCUUCUUCCCUCUAGAUAAAUAGCAAAACAAGAUAAAUAAACAAAUAGAAAUCCUAGCACUUUAUCCCAAACCAAAUGGACCUCCUUGAGGAGACCAUGCUUUAGGCAAAACGCUCAAACACUGCAUUUUAUUGGAGCAGGGAGUCUUACACGAGAGAGUUCAGUCCUCCAGUGGGCAUGUGUUCAGUUGAGUUCUCUGCGUUCUCCUCAUUUAGAAACAUACCUCUUGAAGAACCAGGUUCCUGGACUCCAGUUCAUGUUGGUACCUUGGAUAGCACCCAGCCUCAAGUGAGACGAAGGGGCAUGAAAACCCCUCCCCAAAUGGUAAUGAGAGCAGUCUUCCCACUGAAUACUGAAAUGAUCCAGAAGGGAGCAAGACAAAGCAAUCUGCUCUGUGCAGCAAACUCAAAAUGUGGACCAGUUCCCUCAGCCCUCAUUAAACUAAUUAAACAGAUCGGCAUCACACUCCUACCCCAGGAUGAACUGAAGCCGAGUCAAGUUGAUGAGGUUAAGCACGACCAUGUUCUUGAGCAGCUGAAUUGGCCGCCAAGAGUCUUAGCCAUCUGGUCAAACAUAUGCAUUGGGCAUUGGGUAAGGGAAUCCAGAAGCAACAGCUAGAAAGACAAAAAGGCCCUUUUCAACCCCUGUGAUGAUUCUUUCCUCUUAAUGUCUCAGAAUAAAACCCGAAAGAGCCAUGAAAUGAUUAAGUGCUUGAGGCCAAAUGAAUUCCCUUGAUUCAGAUAACCCAGAAUCAGAGGCAGAGACCUCCCAAUGCCUUGGUUUCAAUCAAAGUCUUCUCUCUCUCUGUUGCUCUUAUUUGCUCAUCCCUAGGCACUAUGAUUUGGUUUGCAGGCCCAAGAGGCUGGACUGGAUAGGAAAGGAAAUGGUCUUGAAUUCAGUUAAUUUGUAUAAGAUGCUACUGAGCAUACCUCUUCGUGUGCAGCCCCCAGAUCUCAUGAUGUUCUGAAAUGUGUAGAUUGUUUUAGGGUUACUUUGUAUGCUUUAAAAAAAAUCCCACUUAUGCAAUUUACCCAGAAUUUGCUUUAUUCCUUAGCAGGCCUGUGUUAUUUCCUACUCCUUCAGUGCAAUAAAUAAAAGAA